This is a messenger RNA of Metopolophium dirhodum (rose-grain aphid), 3019 nucleotides long. RefSeq names its product phosphatidylinositol 3,4,5-trisphosphate 3-phosphatase and dual-specificity protein phosphatase PTEN (gene Pten). Gene Ontology annotation, cellular component: plasma membrane; nucleus; cell projection. The record is from RefSeq and is a predicted model, not a curated record. Gene Ontology annotation, biological process: cell motility; phosphatidylinositol dephosphorylation; negative regulation of cell population proliferation. NCBI's taxonomy places the organism in Eukaryota, Metazoa, Arthropoda, Insecta, Hemiptera, Aphididae. The transcript has 10 exons. Gene Ontology annotation, molecular function: phosphatidylinositol-3,4,5-trisphosphate 3-phosphatase activity; protein tyrosine phosphatase activity. The coding region runs from base 274 to 1596 and encodes 440 amino acids.
UGUUUCUUUUUUUUUAAUGUUAAAAAUGUUAUAAGUUUUUAUUUUUCAUUUCAUUUUCUUUUUCCCCUCUUCUGUUGCAUUGUCCCUUUUCAUCUCUGGAGUGUCCAGUCGUAAAUUAUCACCCUUAGUCAUUACACAAAUAGGCAUGAUGUUCAUUUUAUUGAUCACUUAUAAAAUGUAUUGUUGAUGUAUAAACUACCUACGUAUUUACUCUGGACUUGACUAUAAGUCUAGUAAAUACAAUGCACAUAACUAACCAUAAACAGCAGGGCCAUGGACGAACAAUCUACUGGUCUGGUGCAUAGCUCGUCAAUUCGCACCAGAAUGGCCAUUCCCAACAUCAAAAUGACUAAUCCAAUUAAAAAACUGGUCAGUAAACAAAGAAAACGUUAUACUGAAGAUGGGUUCAACCUCGAUUUGACUUACAUUCAACACAAUGUGAUAGCAAUGGGAUUUCCAGCAGAAAAUUUAGAAGGUGUAGUCUACCGAAAUCAUAUAGAUGAUGUAAGCAGGCUCCUUGAUCAGAAACAUCCUAAUCAUUAUAAAAUAUAUAAUCUUUGUUCAGAACGAUCUUAUGAUUCUCGGAAGUUCCACCAGCGCGUGGCUACCUACCCAUUUCAAGAUCAUAAUCCUCCGAGUAUUGAGGUGAUAAAACCUUUUUGUGAAGAUGUCCAUCAAUGGCUCGCUAAAGACAGCAGAAAUGUAGCUGCUGUACAUUGUAAAGCUGGAAAGGGUCGAACUGGCGUAAUGAUAUGUUGCUAUCUAAUACAUAGUUUGCAGUGUUUAUCGGCAGAAGAAGCUCUCAAUUAUUAUGGCCAAAAGAGAACAUUUGAUAAAAAGGGUGUCACUAUUCCCAGUCAAAGAAGAUAUGUAAACUAUUAUGCAUUGUUAGUUGAAAAAAAUUUAAAUUACAAGCCUGUUGUAUUGACUGUAAAGGAAAUAAAAUUAGAUCCAGUGCCUAAUAUUUUUAAUUCGGGGCAUACAUGUAUCCGUUUAGUAAUAUCAGAGUGGAUAAAUGGAGAUAGUUCAAAAAUCAGAAAAGUCUAUUCAUCUGAUGUACAGGAUAUGCGACGUAAUGCUUCUGAUGUAACAAUUCGUUUAACACAAAUGACCCAAGUCCUUGGAGAUGUUAAAGUAGAGUGUUACAAUAAACAUAAAAUGAAGAAAAAGGAAAAACUAUUUCAUUUCUGGUUUAAUACUUUUUUUGUUCGUGAACCAGCUGUUACUGAAAAUGGUAAUAGAGAAAAUAAACAUUGUGGCCAGCAGGAAAAAACUGUUCAUACUAAUAGUAUGGAUGACUCAACUAACUUUCGAUUUCCAAAUAAUCAAAUGCGUACAAACUCUAUUGGUCAUGUGGGUGGAAGUGAUAAUCGCCUGUUGACAUUAAACAUGAACAAAUGGGAUUUGGACGGCCAUAAGGAUAAACAAAAUAAACUUUUUAGUGCUGACUUCCAUGUAAGCUUAUUAUUUGAACGUACUGAUGUUUCCGAACCAGUUGUUGGUGAAACACUAUCAGAAAGUGAAUCAAGUAGUUGCACAACAGCUGAAGAAGAAGAAGAUGGAUGGGAAUCUGGCUUUCGUAAACCUGUCGCUUGAGCACAAUACACCUGAUGGCGUAGAUGCAAAUGUGAUUGUGUUUCCGGUGGUUCUAGGCGAGUCGACGUAUCUGUAAGAUAUUGGGAGUGCCACAAACAGAAGACGAACAACAUAAACGUAUUUUUAUAUGUAUAUGUAUAUCUUUAUCUAUAUAUGUAUAUAAUAACUGCAAGUUAAUGUUUUUUUUUUAAGUUAAAAAUUUAUAUAGAUUAUAACAAUUAUUAUAGUCUGGAUUUUAAAAACUCCUCCAUAAUUAGGCAUACACUCGCCUAUUUUAUUAUUUUUAUAGUACAAAGAAAAUAAAGUUUUAAUUCUGAUAACUUUAUUAAAAAUUUAUUUUUUAUUUUCGUGUUCAUCUGUUAAUUUUUAUUUAUAUGUCUUUUUUUUUAAGUCUUCCAAUGUUGCCAUUGAAUAAAAUAAAAUGGACUUAGGAACAAUGUUUUUUUUUUUUUUUUUUUUAAUUUUUUUAUGUUAUAAUAUUUAUUUAUAUAUUAAUGAUUAGAAUAUAAACUAUUCUGUAAAAGUUAUAGCCUACUAUUUCAUGUUUAAUAGGAUUGUUGCCAUGGUUUUACAUUUAUUUACCAGUAUUAUUAUAAUUUUUUUUCACUCAUUAAUCUAUAAAACAAAUAAUAGUACAACACAAGAACAAUUUAAUAUUGUAUAUUUUGUUGUUAUAUUUUAAUGCAUAAAAAGUUUAAACAUAUAAUUUCUACAAAAUCAUUAUAUUAUGAUUUGUCAUAUUGUCUUAAUUUUUUUUCGUAUAUACAUAUAAUUACAUAUAAUUAAGAAGGUAAAAAAUAUCACAUUUUUUAUUUGCUUUAUUUUUCAAAUCAUUUAGUUUUUAAUAAUUAUGGUAAUGAAUAAUGAUAAAUUCUGAUUGUUUUUUACUUAUUUAUUGAAAGUAUAUUGGUAAUAUAUUUUUAGACAGCAAAAAUGUCUAUGUCAGCAAUUAUUAACAUAGAAUUGUAAACAUUUUGAAAAUAUGUAUUGUGAUAUUUUCCUUUUGGUUUGUGAUACUAUGUUGAUUAUGACUUGUAUUUUUUUUGCUAUUCAAAAUUGGAAUUUUGUUAUUAAAAAAAAUAUUUUACUACUAUUAAAUAACAUCAAACUUUUAUUAACCAUUGCUAUAAUAAUCCAUAAAUUAUAAAACUAAAUGGAUUGGUUUUUUUAUGAGAAUAAUGAAUUGUAUGGUUAGUGGAAAAGGGAGUUGAAAUGUUUGUCCAUUCCUUGGACUAACCAACAGUUUUUGCUUUUGAACACACUGGUGUAUUUUUUUUUUUGUCAUUCAAUAUGGCAAAUAUUAACUACAUUUUUAAUUUAAAAUUGUGUACUUGCAUAAUAUUGACCUGAAUGUUUUUAUUAAUAAAAAUAUCUUCUUACUUUGUGAUAAAAAUAAAGAAUAUAGUCCAGUCACUUGCCUGUA